This is a messenger RNA of Pipistrellus kuhlii (Kuhl's pipistrelle), 753 nucleotides long. It is a transcript of the gene RBP1, whose product is annotated as retinol binding protein 1. Gene Ontology annotation, molecular function: fatty acid binding. The coding region runs from base 149 to 556 and encodes 135 amino acids. Gene Ontology annotation, biological process: fatty acid transport; retinoic acid biosynthetic process; vitamin A metabolic process. The record is from RefSeq and is a predicted model, not a curated record. Lineage: Eukaryota; Metazoa; Chordata; Mammalia; Chiroptera; Vespertilionidae. The transcript is spliced from 4 exons. Gene Ontology annotation, cellular component: nucleus; cytosol.
UGGAAUCCAGCUGUCACCGCCCCGCUGGAGGGCGCGCAUUUCCGGGCUGCCCACCGGCCGGGUCGCUUCGGGAGCCGCUGCCCCUGCAGAGCCAAGAGCUGCCCCCGCCCGCUCCGCCGCCAUCCGGCCCCAAUCGCGCCCCCCGAAAAUGCCCGUCGACUUCACCGGGUACUGGAAGAUGCUGGCCAACGAGAAUUUCGAGGAGUACCUGCGCGCGCUCGACGUCAAUGUGGCCUUGCGCAAAAUCGCCAACUUGCUGAAGCCAGACAAAGAGAUCGUGCAGGACGGCGACCACAUGAUCAUCCGCACGCUGAGCACUUUCAGAAACUACAUCAUGGACUUCCAGAUUGGGAAGGAGUUUGAGGAGGACCUGACGGGUAUAGAUGACCGCAAGUGCAUGACCACGGUGAGCUGGGACGGGGACAAGCUCCUGUGCGUGCAGAAGGGUGAGAAGGAAGGACGCGGCUGGACCCAGUGGAUUGAGGGUGACGAGCUGCACCUGGAGAUGAGAGCGGAGGGUGUGGUCUGCAAGCAAGUGUUCAAGAAGGUGCACUGAAGCGGGCGACCUCGGCCUCGGGGAGAGAGUGGCAUGGGCACGCGGGCCAGGGUCCCCCCACCCCCCCCCCGCUCUGCACAGCAUGGGGCAGAAACGCCCAGCCACCUCCAGGUAUCGGUUAGCAGCCCGUCUCUUGGCCUUGUCCCUUUCCCUUUUCUUAGAACACAGCCAUCCCAAUAAAAGUGCUCUCUGUUCAA